UGGAGCUCCACGUUGGUCUCCUCCGCGCUCAUCUCGCGUGACAGGAUGUGAGAGAUGUGCUGAGUACUCGAGAGUCUGAGAGACAAUGGUGGCUGAUGCGAGUGGGGAGGAGAGGGGCUGUGGAUGGUGCGUUCAAGGGCAGUCAGAACAUUGUGCAUCCCUGCUCAGCCUCCAAUUCAUGCCCGGAAAGCUAGUUCUCCUCGAUCAUAAACGGGUUGCUUAUUUCAGGUAUGAACUUGGGAUAUUGCCAUGUGUCGUGCCAAGUUGUAAAAACGAAUUAAACACAAAUUAGACACUUUUAUUUUAACCCAACGGUUCCCCCCCUCAUCGCCUGAGAUAUAGUUUUUUUCCGAGCUAAUCCAGUAGACUUGAACGCACCAUUAACCGGCUCACUCCUGUUUUCUCCCUCCACUUGCGCAUCAUCGUUCUGAUGUUGUCAUGGCAACGGUCGACAGCUUCUUCUGUCGGGAGGACGCCGCGAUUACGGUCUUUAUUCGUUGUUUUCGGACAUGAACAUUCGAUGAAUUAAUGAGCGAGUCCCAGAAAGGACAGAAAAACUGCUGACACCAGCUGAGGGCCAGCAGACAUCUGCUGACUCAUCAGAAGAGGAAGUGGCAUUCUGACUCAGCGAGCCCUAAACUCGGCAUUACGUGAGGCACAGCACUUAUACUAACCUCAGAAAUAAACACACAUCAGAUGAACUCACUCUGACUGGGGAAUAUCAACAUGAUAAUAGAUAUCUUCACAGUUCCAGUUAAUUCGUAUAUACCGGUAAUGAUUCAUUUAAACAGUGCAAACCGAGAAACCUUCGUUAAACCUUACAUUUCGAGUUUCAUUAACAUUGACGAGUCAAUGUUGCGACGUAAAAAAAUAGUAUUUCAUAAAAAACUUUGGGUUUAUAAACCAAAAUAAUUCGUCUCAAUAAGCGUGCGGAGCGGACUAUCUUGAUGGCAGAGCGGGGAGGGACAGAUCUGUAGCGAGUCUGUUAUAAAGGACAACAUAUCGAUUUAAUCAACAACCAUAUCAGGAACGCUGCCACUAAAACAACAACAGACUUCUAUUUGUUUAUAAUAUUUUAAAGUUAGACAGCAUUAAGUUAAAAUAAAUCAGUGCACCCCCGUGUUGUGGUCGUAGUGGAACUGUCCUAGCCUGGUGCUGUUGAGCUAGCCCUCAUGUCAGCAGCGUCUGCACAGCACUGCUGAAAACCACGUCAAAGCUGAGGGUCAGCCAACUGAGCGUGGAUCUAUCCUGAACUCUGAACUCCUAUCAUGUCGACCUGCAAGAAAGGAGACUUGUCACCCAGCGAAAAGGAGCUUUUUGAGGUCAUAACUGCAGGAAAUGUUCAAGAAGCUUCCAGGCUGCUGGGCUGUAAGGAUGUUCGCGUUAACUGUCUGGACGAGUACGGGAUGACUCCCCUCAUGCACGCGGCUUACAAGGGGAAAGCGGAGAUGUGUCGCCUGCUGCUGCAGCACGGAGCCGACGUCAACUGUAACCAGCAUGAGCACGGCUACACGGCGCUGAUGUUCGCCGGCCUGUCAGGGAAGACUGACAUCACGUGGAUGAUGUUGGACGCCGGAGCAGAAACUGACGUGGUCAACUCGGUCGGCAGGACGGCAGCUCAGAUGGCUGCGUUUGUCGGUCAGCACGACUGCGUCACCGUCAUUAACAACUUCUUUUCUCGGGCCCGACUGGAGUAUUACACCAAGCCCCAAGGCCUGGAGAAGGAGCCCAAACUGCCCCCGAAACUGGCCGGGCCCCUGCACAAGAUCAUCAUGAGCACCAGCCUCAACCCUGUCAAGAUGGUGAUGCUGGUGCAGGAGAACCCCCUCCUGGCCGAGGUGGAGGCUCUGAACAAGUGUCGGCGCGUGAUGGAGCUGAUCAGCGAGAAGUGCAUCAAGCAGCAGGACAUGAACGAGGUCCUCGCCAUGAAGAUGCACUUCAUCAGCUGCGUGCUGGGGAAGUGUGCGUCCUUCCUGAAGGACCGUGAGGACCAGCUGGACGGGCUCAUCAAGAGUUUGCUCAAGGGCCGUGACAGCGACGGCUUCCCCGUGGCUCAGGAGAAGUUUGUUCGCGAGUGCAUCCGCAAGUUCCCGUACUGUGACGCCACGCUGCUGCAGCAGCUGGUCCGCAGCAUCGCCCCCGUGGAGAUUGGCAACGACCCCACGGCCCUGUCGGUGCUGACCCAGGCCAUCACCGGUCAGGUCGGCUUCAUGGACGCCGAGUUCUGCACCACAUGUGGUGAGAAGGGAGCGGCGAAGAGGUGUUCGCUCUGUAAAAUGGUGAUCUACUGUGACCAGACCUGUCAGAAGCUUCACUGGUUCACUCACAAGAAAGUCUGCAAGAAGCUGCAGGAGCAGCGCGAGAAGCAGGAGGCCGAGGCGGCCCAGCUGGGGGCGCCGCAGAGCCCAGAGGAGAGCUCGUCACUGCAGCAGGCCGCCGACGCGCUUCAGGAUCUCUCUGUGGACAACUGCCAGGACGUCGCCGCUGAAACGCCCAACUCUGCUGCCAUCGCAGCCGGAAACUGAUCAAGGAUUGCGGACGCCUGAUUGUCACACCCAGCCACCACGGUCCACGCGGUCCAGACGGAACUUGCCUUUGGUCCGACUCAGUCCACGAGGAUCAGACGUCUCUCUUCUGUCUGUCUCUGUGCAGCGCUGAACAUUAUGUUGGGACGUGUCUCUGCCUUAAACUGAAGCGUGAGAGUGGUGGCGCCACCUUCUGACCGUCUGGAGCGAUAACGACCAAAAAUCUUUUUUUUACCGUCUCUUGUUUAAACAGUUCAGUCAUGUUUGAACCCACUGAAUAAAUGUGUCAUUUAACCUGAGGCAUAGUACCAACGGCUGACGUCACUGCGGUAAAGCAAGUGUCCAGCAGAGGGGGUGAUUUUACCACAUUUGAUCAAGGGGCGCACAAGCUUCACAAUUUCCCUCUUUUCAUUUGUUUCUUUCCUCCAGAUUUAAUUUUAUUUGUAAAUGUCUUUUUCAUUGCCUCAUUUAUACCCCUCCAUUUCUAUUAUUCUAUUCUAUAAAACAUAAUUCAACAUUUCCUUUUUAAAUCCCUCUAGUUCAUGUCUUUUAUUUAAAUUGUGUAUUUAUUCAUUAUUUAAUUUUUUUGUGCUUAUUUUGGUUGCUGUGUUUGGGGUCAAAGGUGACGUGGGGGGAGUCCUGACCUCCUAGAAAAGAUCCAUGAAUAAAUUUUGACAAAAAACUGGCGUGAAAAGAAACUCAUCUUUUGUGAGAGGAGAAACUUGACAGACCGUUGCCGUGGCGACUGGCCUAUGCUGGCUUUGUUCCAGUUGUUGGAGUCUUUGUGGUCACGGCCCCACCUGCACCACAGCGUGGGGUCGUGUCCUGCUCACACACCCACCUGUGCUUUCCCAUGAGGCUUGGGGGCGACUGGUCUUCUCUGCUUCCUCCGUCUUUUCAGGCUGCUGUCGGCCUGACGACUGAAGAGCAAACAGUCUUUUCUUGUUGCUCGGAAGUGAAGAGACAUGAACAAACAUUCACCACAAAGAAGGUACCUGGUUCUAAAGUUCACCUGCUGAGCUGCUCACUCUACUUUUAAUCUGGCUGAAGAUGGCUUC
Messenger RNA from Synchiropus splendidus (mandarinfish), 3583 nucleotides. RefSeq names its product ankyrin repeat and MYND domain containing 2a (gene ankmy2a). The record is from RefSeq and is a predicted model, not a curated record. Gene Ontology annotation, molecular function: protein binding. The transcript has 10 exons. Bases 1269 to 2525 code for a protein of 418 amino acids. NCBI's taxonomy places the organism in Eukaryota, Metazoa, Chordata, Actinopteri, Syngnathiformes, Callionymidae.